Conger conger (European conger) is the source of this 2553-nucleotide messenger RNA. RefSeq lists its product as uncharacterized. The transcript is spliced from 5 exons. The coding region runs from base 163 to 1974 and encodes 603 amino acids. NCBI's taxonomy places the organism in Eukaryota, Metazoa, Chordata, Actinopteri, Anguilliformes, Congridae. The record is from RefSeq and is a predicted model, not a curated record.
GGAAGUGCAGAGGCAAGGUGUGCAAGGCUCCAGACGUGCCCCCCUCCCCAGUGCUCAAUCUCGUGGCCUGAGCAUUCCUUUAGGUGUACCCUUACCCUCCCACAGGUCCCAGGAAAGGAGAGGUUCAAGUUCAAGCUGACACAGGAAUCAAAGAAGCUGAACAUGGCCCGUGGCGGAGAACGAGCAGUCUAUUAUAUUUUCGCGGGAGUGGUGCUUGCUACAGCGUUAUUACCGGACUUUCUGGGGGCUGGUCCAGUGGGACAUCGACAAAAAGGAGACGCUGGAGAAACAAAGCUUGUUCGUCACAAGAGGAACAUCAGUUGGUACAAGCAGCACUCUGACUUCUGGAACUGGUACAAGUACUUCACAGAUACAGGCAACACUAAGGGAGUAGAGGAGCUGGACCGCGUUUACCUUACAUACCUGCAGAACAAAAACCGGGCAGAGGGACGGCGCUCCUACAAACUAUACUUACGCCACCUGGGGGAUAUCUACAAGUCAUGUGCUGAGUCAGAUGACCCAAACUGUGUAGCCUCCUACACCACCAGGCCUAAGCCUACGCCGAAACCUGAGCCCCCCAAGCCGGCGCCCAUGAAGACGUGCGACCCAUACAGAGACCUCUAUUGCCUGUUCUCCAUGAUGUACCCCAAGGCCCCCAUUAGGGCCCCUGCCCCGGUCAAAGCCCCCGCCCCAGUGCUCGCCCCUGUGGCACCAGGCAAGUCUCCUGCAUCCGGCUACUACUACUACUCCCCAAUCCAGAAACCCUUCCUGUCGGCCCAGCAGAAGGCAGAGCUCCUGCGUAUCUGCGAUGCCAAAGACGUGGAGUGCAUGCAGUACCACCUGCGCGCCGCCUAUGGCUACACGCCAUCCGGCGGCCCCGCCCCCUCCUACGCCCACCUCGGCUGCGACCCCGAGAGGGACCUGAACUGCAGGCCGCAGCUGGUGCAGAAGGCCCCUUCCGGCAUGUUCCACCGCUACCCAACCUGCGACCUAACGACUGACCCCUACUGCCUCAUGAGGAUGCACCAGGCCGGCCAGAACCAGGAGGCAGCGGCGCCCCCUUCCGCCCUGAAGCGGCCCUGCAACCCGCUGGUGGACAACGGAUGUAACCCCCUGACCGCGACGCGGUUCGUCGACCUCAGCCGGUACAUGCAGACGCAGGAGAAGGGGAGGGAGCAGGACCCUCAGGACGAGCCGGCGCCAGCCCGCGGCUUGGCCUGCGAUCCCCGCUACGACUCCUACUGCCAGUACCACGUCACCACCGCCGCCAUGAUGAGACGGCCCCCAGCUCCGCCCCCGCCCCCCACCGAGGAGCCACUCGUCCACCCAGAGCUGGGCGUUAGAGGCAAGACCAAGGAGGGCUACACCUGCUACAUCGGCUACGACAAGGAGUGCUACCCGCUGCCCGGCCGGAGGGUCGCCCAGACCUGGCCGAGCGCCAGGGCGUUCGGGUUCGGCCGCGGGCUCCGUCGAGAGGAGGCCUACGAGCCGCACCUCAACGAAGACGGCACCAGGAACGGGGUGAUCGAACCCGACCCUGACUGCGACCCCGAGUACGACUUUAACUGUCGCCUGCGCCGCGCCGAUUCCCCCGCCCAGCCCCGACCGGCCGUACCAGCCCCGGAGGAGAGGCCCCAGGAGCAGCAGGUGACAGAGGAGCACAGGGAUGAGCCGGACCGCCACGAGGAGCCUCACCACCAGGGGGAGCCCUACGAGGAAGAGCCGCGCCACCAGCAGGAUCCUUACGCCCAGGCUCCUGGAUAUGAGCAGCAUCACCACGAGCAGCAGCCUGAGGCCCCAGCUUACGACCAGCAGCAUUAUGAGCCCUACCAGAGCGGCCAGGAAGACCCCUAUGCCAGCCAGGACCAGCCUGGCUCACAGUUCGAUAGCCUGGGAGGAUAUGGCGACCAGUACCCCCGCUAUGAUGAUGGCCAAGAUCACCGUUCUUACACUGGAGUGUACCGGAAAAAGUAAAAGAUUCACCGCCAAACAAGAAAGGAAAAAAAGCAACCAGUGAAGCACAUAAUAAAUACAAUAAUGGCACACAAAUACAUUCACAUGUAUACAUGCAAACACACAAACACACACAAGCACGCACACACAUACACUUCUAACACUUCUGUCAUCCAAGCACAACCCAAUGCUCUACAAGCAGGACACCUGGACUCUCUCUCGGGCGAGUUAGCCUGUUCUGCAGCUCAUUAAAAUGAAAGUUAAUGAUGGCUCUUUGAUAUGUGUGUGUCAGGGGGAUGGAAACCUCAUGUAAGGAACAUUCCUGAAGUUUUGACAGAAAAUGGUGUAAAAACCACCUGACACUUGAACUUGAUUUUUAUUGGGGUCAUUCUCUGCUUGGCAGUUGCUUUCACUCCCUUAUUAAAUCUUCCCUUUUUUUCGGUCUUAUUUCUACAGCUCAUCUGGAAUAUUUAACUGAUAAUUUACAGCUUAGCUUAACUGUGCAUUUCCAAAUUUUCCAAACCUUUUUUGUUUGUCUGUUUAUGAUGUACAUGUAAGAUGUGUCUUUUAUAUUGUUUCAAAUAAAAAGCUUUAAAAAUU